AUGUACCAUGACCUCAAGAGAGCAUCAGGUUCCGGGUGGUCUUUUGCAGAGUUUACCCAUUCCAGAGUGGAAGUGGGACAGGAUUACGAUGGAUUUCGUGGUUGGACUACCUGUUUCGAGGACUUUCGAUGCUAUUGGGUGAUUGUGGAUCGGUUGACUAAGUCCGCACAUUUCUUGGCCAUCAAGAAGACAGAUGGAGCUGCUGUUUUGGCUAGGAAGUUUGUGCGAGAGAUUGCAGAGAUGGGCACUAAGGUGCAUUUGAGUACAGCUUAUCAUCCGCAGACAGAUGGUCAGUCAGAGAGGACUAUUCAGACUUUGGAGGAUUUGCUGAGGAUGUGUGUGUUGGAUUGGGGUGGCCAUUGGGCAGAUCACCUGAGCUUAGUUGAGUUUGCAUACAACAACAGCUUUCAGGCGAGUAUUGGCAUGGCUCCAUUUGAGGCUUUGUAUGGGAGGCCAUGUAGGACACCCCUAUGCUGGACCCAAGUGGGGGAGCGCAGCAUGUAUGGAGCUACUUAUGUUCAGGAGACGACAGAGAAGGUCCGUGUUGUGAGGCUGAACAUGAAGGAGGCUCAGGAUAGGCAGAAGAGUUAUGCAGAUAGACGCAGACGAGAGCUUGAGUUUCAGGUUGGAGAUAGAGUUUAUCUCAAGAUGGCUAUGUUGAGGGGUCCUAACAGAUCCAUAGCAGAGAACAAGCUGAGUCCGCGUUUUAUGGGUCCGUUUCCAGUAGUGGAGCGAGUUGGGCCAUUGGCUUACAGGCUGGAGUUGCCUGAGAUUAUGAAAGCCUUUCACAAGGUUUUUCAUGUGUCGAUGCUGAGGAAGUGUCUUCACCCUACAGAGGAGUUAGUGGCUAGGAUUCCAGAGGAUCUUCAGCCAGAUUUGACAGUGCCGGCAGUGCCUGUGAGGAUUUUAGAGAGGAGGGAAAAGUUCUCGCUAGCGCGCAGAACGAAGCUUCGGAAGUUUGGCCGCGCGCGGAGGAGUUCCCGACGUCCAAAAGUUACGAUCUUGAUAUGGAAAGAUAGAUACUUGAGUCAUGCAUCACGUCGAAGUGGAAUGAAGCCAUUUGGAUCAACUAUGAGGCCUAGACUUAUUUUCUACCGAGACAUGUCCGGUAAGCGAGCAAACGAAGCCCAUGGAGGAUUUGGAGUGUCUAAUGGCCCGAGCAGCAGCGCCAAAGGCCUUGAUCGAAUAGAGAAGAGGCCUGGCUAA
Messenger RNA from Microthlaspi erraticum, 1206 nucleotides. The record is from the annotation of a GenBank genome assembly. NCBI's taxonomy places the organism in Eukaryota, Viridiplantae, Streptophyta, Magnoliopsida, Brassicales, Brassicaceae.